This is a messenger RNA of Parnassius mnemosyne (clouded apollo), 330 nucleotides long. The record is from the annotation of a GenBank genome assembly. NCBI's taxonomy places the organism in Eukaryota, Metazoa, Arthropoda, Insecta, Lepidoptera, Papilionidae.
AUGUUUAACUACCGCCUAAGCAGAGCUCGCAGAUAUGUAGAAUGCACCUUUGGCAUCUUGUCUAAUAAAUGGAGAAUAUUCCACAGACCAAUUAACGUCAAACCUGAGUUUGCAGUCGCGAUUGUCAAAGCUUGCGUUGUACUACACAACUUUGUUCGUGAUCGAGAUGGUUACCAGGUGGAGGACACAGACUUUAUUACAGGACUAGAGGAUGCCCCAAGACAAACCCAGUCACGCGGAGGACUUACACCAAACAAUAUACGAAACAUAUUGAGUGACUAUUUUGUAUCAAAUAUAGGGGCGGUCCCUUGGCAAAUGUCAAAAAUAUAA